AUGGAGUUCGAGGUGACUGAAGCAGCUACUUUGCUCGACCUCGUUGAAAAAGCAGCAAGCUUUCGCCGCACUGCAUCUACGAUAAAGAACGACGCGUCAUCACGAUCACACGCCAUUUGCCGGAUCCGCAUCGAAAACCCAUCUAUGCCGAAUGACGAUGAUGGACUGCUGUAUCUUGUUGAUUUGGCCGGGUCCGAAGCUGCUCGGGAUGUUGCUAACCACACAAAUGACCGCAUGAAGGAGGCUCGUGAGAUCAACACAAGCUUAUCAGUGCUGAAAGACUGCAUCCGAGGCAGGGCAAUGGUUGAUGCGGCGUCAUUGACGGGGAAGCCCAAGAAGCCGACGCAUAUCCCAUUCCGCCAGAGCUCUCUCACCAAGAUCCUCAAGCAUGUGUUCGAUCCCGCUGGCCGGCGUAGCUGUAAAACUGUCGUUGUGGCAUGCGUAAACCCUAGCCUUCUGGACGCCGGUGCCGGUAAAAACACACUGAAGUACGCCGAAAUGCUGCGCGUACUUCUGCCUAAGGCAAAAACUCAGGUUUAUAGUCCCGAUGUUCCUUCUACGUGGUCGAACGAACAACUAAAGAGUUGGAUAAACUCAAACUCCGGAAGCCCUGCAAUCUCGGGCGAGAUCCUUGCUCCGUUCGAGACCGGUGCGCUGCUCCUCCGUCUCCCCACACCAGAAUUUCUCACUCGGUGUCUGAAGAUUCAUGGGGUUACGGAGGAUCAAGCUCGUGCAUUCCAAGCCAAGUUCUGGCGCUUGCAUGUUGAUUCGCAAAAGUCCAGUGCAAAAUUGAAUGAGAUCAAGACCGAAGCUGAACCUACUCAAGAGGGCGUUGGUAGAAAGACGGUUAUGAAUCAAGAAAUGCUGUCAUCAAGCGCUGAUCCUGACCCACAGACUGCUAAAAUGCCUUUCAAAGACAGAAUUCGUCCCGGUAUGGUCGUACGCUGGACUCCGCCAUCGACGUUCCCGCUUGGACUUCCUGGCUUGAACAUGGCUGUUGUUUUGAGUCCCCAACCUGCCGUGGGGCCAAACGUGCGAGAUGUCAGCCGUGACUUAGUCAAUGAUGCAAGCAAAUUCACUGGCGGGGGCAACAAGUACCUCUGUGCGAUGAUUCUUCCUGGGUUUAUGGCUGACUCUUAUGAGUUGAGUAUGUGGCGUCACGUUGUUGUUGACGUUGACCAGAUGGAGGCCGAAGUGCUCUUAGAGUAUGAUGCGGCAACGAGGUACUACUACAUGACAGUCUGA
Molecule: messenger RNA, 1245 nt
Organism: Colletotrichum spaethianum
Lineage: Eukaryota; Fungi; Ascomycota; Sordariomycetes; Glomerellales; Glomerellaceae
Product: diatom spindle kinesin-1
Exons: 2
Coding region: 1-1245 (414 amino acids)
Biological process (GO): microtubule-based movement
Cellular component (GO): spindle; centrosome; microtubule
Molecular function (GO): microtubule motor activity; ATP hydrolysis activity; microtubule binding
Source: RefSeq, a predicted model, not a curated record